This is a messenger RNA of Eupeodes corollae, 2462 nucleotides long. RefSeq names its product serendipity locus protein H-1 (gene wdn). The transcript has 4 exons. Lineage: Eukaryota; Metazoa; Arthropoda; Insecta; Diptera; Syrphidae. The record is from RefSeq and is a predicted model, not a curated record. The coding region runs from base 350 to 2359 and encodes 669 amino acids.
AAAAACACCGAGAGUCCGAAAACCGAAAACAACAAUGGCGUAUCGAGGAGUAAACAAAGCGUCGUUUUGUCAUCGUCCUUAAUUUUUUUAAUAAUAUUCCCAAAAGUUUAGUGCAAAACUCAAAAAAUUAUCGUUCAAUCUCUUCCCCAAACACUAGCCCAUAGAUAGAACCUAAAAUUUGUGAUCCCUUAACUGCGUGUGAUAGAGAAAUUUAAAUUACAAACUUGUGCGCGCCUCACUGCUUAACCUCAGAAAACUUAAUUUUUUUCUUAAUUUUGUUGGUCAACUAAAAAUUAUUAAUCUACUGCAAUCAUAGUUUCCUGGGUACAUCGUUAAUUGCGAUCCAAUAAUGAAGGAAGAGGGCCUCCUCAACAAAUCGACGUCCUCCUUCGCCAACAACGAUGAGAUUCUAACGUCGCUUCUGAAGAUCAAUAACUUCGAUAAUAGCAUCAAAGAUGAGUCGCUGGACAUCAAUCUCUCGGCCUGUGUAACUAUAUCCGCCGACCCGACAAUCAUCUGCAACAACAGUCUGUCCUCGGACUUCUGGAAGGUCUUCGAUGAGAGCGCCCAGGCCGACGAGAGCAGCAGUGCUAUUGCAAAUCGAUCGGCACCGGCGGCGGAGAACAUCAGUUUCGUAAGCCUUCUGCCUCCACCGCCACCUGCAGAAGCACACAAAGCUCUCACCGGAUGGGGGAGUGAUUUACCUUCUCCGAUCUUACCGUCUCCCACAAAGAAGAAGCAAAAAAGCCGCAAACAAACCAAGCCCACCCAAAUUACCGAUGAAGGUAGUAAUGUUAAUGUAGAACGCAAGCCCGACAUCAAUGCACUAGCACCAGCACCACCGACAAAGACACCGACUACAAAAAAUAAUGUCCACCUUCCGAUCUCAAAUAGUUUUAAGGGUAACUUUCCGAUUGCUGCAAGUAAUCCAGAUUCUUCGCCAGCAAUCGCUUUCAAAUUCAAAUGCGAACAUUGUCGAGUAGUGUUGAACGGGCUGGAGGAGUUCAGCAAGCACGAAGCCUCCCAUAAGAUUCUAUUUAAAUGCAACGAAUGUGAUCGUGAGUUUGCCAACGAGAGUGGCUUGAAGAAGCACGUUAAGAGUCAUCGAGAUGACUCGAGGAAGGACGGCUGGAAGAAGUGCCCUGAUUGUGGCAAGUGUUUAAAACUCGGAAGCAUGUGGAUGCACAGAAAAAUCCACAGUGAUAAUAAAAAAUACGGCUGUGAUAUAUGUGGCCAAAAAUUUGUUCAAAAAAUUAAUCUUACCCAUCAUCAGAGAGUGCACACAGCAGAAAAGCCCUACGAAUGCGCUGAAUGUCCAAAACGAUUUCAAGAAAGAUCUCAUUUGCAACGUCAUCAAAAAUAUCAUGCCCAAACCCGUCCGUUUCGAUGUGAGAAAUGUGGUAAAAUGUACAAAACCGAACGUUGCCUCAAAGUCCAUAAUCUUGUGCAUCUGGAACAGCGUCCCUUUGCAUGUCAGGUGUGCAACAAAAGUUUCAUAAGCAACUCCAAGUUGAAGCAGCACUCAAAUAUUCACACUGGCGAACGUCCGUUCAAGUGUAACUACUGCACCAGGGACUUUACGAAUUUCCCCAAUUGGCUGAAGCACACCCGCAGACGUCACAAAGUCGACCAUAAGACCGGAGAACUCCUCGAGCACAUGCCUUCGUAUUGUACAAAAUCAGGCAAGAAGUCUACAGCAGCUGCGGCUGGAGGUGAUGCUGAGGGAAAACCAACGAGGAAGAAGAAGAAAACCGAGACGGAUCAGAAGAAAAACAUAACUACUACAUCACAGCCACAAUCAAAACCACAACAACCACCACCGCUAUCGCUACCGAUACCACAACCGGUAGCUCAACCAAAGUCUUCCCAGUCUCCAACAACUCCCUCCGUCCAGCUUAUGAAAACCAAAAUUAAACUGGAACCCAAACAGGAACCACCGGAAGUUUACUCCAAUAGCAACUUCACGGAUUUGCACUCUCUGAGCAUAACCAGUGCCGAGGAAUUGAUCAUGGAACAAGCCCUCGAAAUGGAAGAAUUUUGUUUCUACAAAUCGCAGUUGGAUCAGUUCUGUAUGCAGAAGGAAUUUACUGUAAAAAAAGAAUUUGAUAAUAAAGCAUUGUGCUCUGUUGACUCCUCGCCGUUUUCUUCGCCAGCUUCUGUCGAGCUUCCCAUCACGUACAACAUCCAGUCUCUUCCAUCCACAACAAUAUCGACUGCAGGACGGAAUGCAUCAUCGUUGUCGUCCGAAUCUGCAACAUCAAACACAAUGCGCAUCCAAGUUUUCAAGAAUCAAACUCUUCCGUCCGUCGACACUUUGAUAAAUGCUUGCUUUUUCAAAACCGAGAAUCAAAAUAUGUAAAAUAUAUUCCUGAUUUUGCGCCACCUAAAUGUCAUUGUGUGUCUCCACAAAAUUCAAAUUCGAAUUCGAUACUCGAUGGCUUAGAAUACGUUGUUGUUUUUUU